UUUGCCCUGCUCGCUGGCUGCACUCAUUUGCUGCAUCUCUCUGGGACAACGCACCAGCCCUCCAAGAUGUGGGCAAAGACAAUUACAGGAAAUUUUGCCAAUGUCAUUCAUGGUUUGAAUGCAAACCACUUGACAGACCAAGUCAUUCAGAGAAGCAAGCGAAUGAUUCUGGAUACUCUUGGAGUGGGCCUCCUGGGUACCAGCACUGAGGUCUGCCACAAAGUGAUACAGUACAGCAAGAUCUACAGCUCAGAUAUAUCUAGUACCAUCUGGGGCCACCUGGAUUUCCGACUGCCUCCUCUGUAUGCAGCUUUUGUGAAUGGAGUGGCUGUGCACUCAAUGGAUUUUGAUGACACGUGGCACCCAGCCACACACCCAUCCGGGGCUGUGCUCCCUGCUGUGAUGGCACUCUCGGAGGCCUUUCCUCAGAAGAAAAAAAUCUCAGGUCUCGAUCUGCUCUUAGCUUUCAAUGUGGGAAUCGAAGUGCAAGGCAGGCUACUGCGCUUCUCCAGUGAAGCCAGGAAUAUCCCGAAGAGGUUUCACCCACCAACUGUGGUUGGUACAAUGGGGAGUGCAGCAGCUUGUGCUAAACUGCUAGCUCUUGACCAGCUGGAAUGUAAAAACGCCUUGGCAAUUGCUGCCUCCUACGCAGGUGCCCCACUGGCUAAUGCAGCCACCCAGACGAAGCCUCUCCAUGUUGGCAAUGCUGCCAAGCAUGGACUGGAAGCAGCUUGCUUAGCAUCACUUGGUCUUCAAGGAAACAAACAGAUCUUGGAUAUGGAGUCGGGGAUAGGUGCUUUUUAUACAGAUUACAACCCACAGACUCUGCCAACCUUGCAGUCCUACCCCUGGCUGUUGGACCAGCAAGAUGUGGCCAUCAAACGCUUUCCUGCUCACCUUGGAACGCACUGGGUGGCUGAUGCAGCAUCUUCUGUUAGGAGGAAGCUUGUGGAGAGCAGUGACAACUUGCUCCCCCUUGAUAAAAUUGAGAAAGUAAUUCUCAAAGUCCCAGAGGUCAAAUAUGUUAACAGACCCAGCCCCACCUCAGAGCACGAAGCUCGACACUCCUUCCAGUUUGUUGCAUGCUCUGCUUUGCUGGAUGGGAGCUUGUCAGUCCAGUCCUUUGCCAGCGAGAGCAUUGACCGGCCAGCCUUGCGGGAGCUCCUCUGCAAAACACAGCUGGAGCACCCUCCUGAUAACACACCCAGCUUUGAGAGUCUUUACUGCGAAGUGAGCGUCACGCUUCGGGAUGGCAACACCAUCAGCGCCCGCUGCAAUACGUUCUACGGACACUGGAGGAAACCUCUGAGAAAGGAGGACUUGGAGAAAAAGUUUCAAUCCAAUGCCUCCGGCAUCCUGCCUGCAGAAGCCACAGAAGGCAUUAUAGAGACUGUGUACAAUCUAGAAAAAGUAGAGGACUGUUCUGUAUUAAGUACCUUUUUAUCAGGACAGUCAGCUAGAGUGCUUUCGGAGAAGCUGCGCUUCCUUUGAAUGUUCCAGCCGAGAGCUAGGUGCUGCUCACAAAGCAAACAAAAUUCAGGACAAACUCCUAUUUAGUGACUCAAGCACUUUUAACUAGGACUCCUGUAACAGAAGAGCCACGCUUGGUCCAACAUUGUGGGUUUUGACUAAGUAAAUAAUUUAGCAAUUACCUGCGCAGCUCAGUCAGGCUGAACAGAAGAUGCUCUGCUGGCUCUGUCAGCUUCAAUUAUCUUUAUACCUCUAGAGGCAAAGCACUGCUUGUGUGCGACACAAAAAUUUCCCUCCCUUUCUGCCAGAAGUGUCUGUAUGUUCUGCUUCUGCUAAAUAACUCCACAACAGAAAUCCAGAGUCUGGAGGAGUAUGGAAAUGCUCAUCACUGUGAGAAGAACAGGGAAUAAAAAGCCUUUGUAUAUUUAUUUCUGUAGUUUUAGCUCUAAAGCCUCCUUGAAGAGGCCACCUGUUACGUCCAUGCUUUGACGCUCAUGCUAAAAUAAACACGGCGCACGUAGAGCAGAGCACUUGAUACUCUGCAGCACAUCCGGCUUGGCUUAACGGUUGGUCUUCCGUUGACGAAGUAAAGGUUAGUGCCCUUCCUGAUCACUCCAGCUACUGAGCAAGAGGGACAACUCAACACUCCUCAUGAUAAAAGCGUUAUUUCCUAGUUCCAUCUUGUGGCUGCUCUGUGGUACAGGUUUGUUCCUGCUGUAUUCCCGCUCCAGCUACAAGGCGCUCACUCAUCAAGACAUGAUUAGUGCUAAUUAACGAUGACAUGUUUAGAUUACUUCAGGCACUGCAAAGCACAGACUACAGUAUGCUCGUUAUGACUGGGGGAGACCUGUGAGCAUCAGAACACUUCUUAUGCUGAGACAACUGAGUGUCCACAGUGACAAUCAACUUAUCUUGAUAACAAAUUCUAGGAAUUUUUAAUUCCUUCAGGAGUACAAAGCCUUGCCAGGUUGUGCUUCUACAAGAGGCUGAUGCCCUUCGUUCACAUUUUUAAGACCAAAGCAUAUAUUCUAACAGAUAAAAAAUGUACCUAAACUAUGUAUGCCAAAAGAAAAAAAAAAAACAACAAAAAACACAAAAUAAAGCUAAUUCAUUUUACUAACUAAACCUCGAAUUAUUUCAUUUAUUAGAGCAAAACUUGUGUUUUUUCUACGUACAACGUAUUCAUUUUUACUUAAGCCUCUGACUCUUAGUUCACAAAGUCAGUUUAUCUAGGGGGCUCUGCAAAUUUUAAGAAGUCCAUUAGUUAUACUUGCUUAAAGACUUGCAAGGGAAGAAAAAAAAAAACCCAAAUAACCACAUUCUUUUCUCUUUCCCUUCCAAUUAGAAAGUAGAAUUGAAAUACUCAACUAUUCU
This is a messenger RNA of Phalacrocorax carbo (great cormorant), 2844 nucleotides long. NCBI's taxonomy places the organism in Eukaryota, Metazoa, Chordata, Aves, Suliformes, Phalacrocoracidae. The record is from RefSeq and is a predicted model, not a curated record.